CUUCAAAGGCGCUCCAAAUACCCUCAAGGACCGAUAGUUCCCCACUGGAGCCGUACGGGAUCCGUAUACCAAGAGGAACCUGGUCAGGGUCUGCUGCGCACGCGAACCUUACGUGUUCGCGACCGACUUUGUGCACCGGGUGCCAGAAAGAGACCAAUGCCUGUACGAUUUUUUCGGCGUAUUCCGAAUAUGAUUUCCAUUUUUCAUUUCUCUGGACCCUGAUGAAGCCUCGUCCCUUCUCCGCCGUCAGCAAUGCGCGUUACACAUAACUCUACACAUCCUACCCCUUGCAAAAUCGCCCUGGUCGAGCCUAUCGGUCGCAUCCAUCUAGGUCUUUUUGCUGCAGUCAUCCCCGCAAACAUGCAAAAACCGUCGUCUCCGAUGGAUAUCCUACACGCCGAAGUAUGCGCCGGUGACCCAGCAGCCGCGUUCUAUGGUGCGGAGUUCGCGGUAUAUCAGCACGCCAACACGGUGCAGCGCCCGCAUGGCGGCGGCCUCGUCUCUCAAGGAUCCGGAGGCAGCAAGUUUCCGAAGAAGCGGGAACAAGUGAAGAACGCAUGCGUCAACUGCCAAAAGGCCUGCAAGAAAUGUGACGAUAUUCGUCCGUGUCCACGAUGUGUCAAAUACAACAUGUCCAGUCGCUGCUACGAUUCUGCCCGCAAACAACGCAAGAAAGGAUUUCGCCGAGGAAGCAACGACGGGAUCAAUAGUAGCGGAACUUCAUCUCCGUACUCACUGAUGGCCAUGGCUGCUGAAUUGCCGCCCUCGCUGUCGUAUCAGAACCGCGGUAUGCCACAGGGGUUGGGGCCGUUUACAGCUUACGGGCCGGGACCACAUUACGACGGGAUAGAACACCACCGGAGGCAGUCUGAAUGGGAUAAGCUAAACGUACUCGCCAAUGUCUGCACGGCCGUUCUCGACCAAGAUCACAGUUCCCCCGACUCUCCGAUAAUCCCAUAUGAACCGUCAUCCCACGGGUCGUUGUCUUCCGAUGAUGACCACAUGUAUCGUAUUGGAAACCGGUCGAGGCCAAUGCGGUUUGACAAGGCACCUUGGGGUGCCGAGCCUGCAUCACGUCGUAACUCUGCCGACUCCAACGCGUAUUCCGUUUCUCAACGUCGAGGAUCAGGCCUCGCGUCGUCUUUCAGCUCCGGAUCACCUAACGGGAUUAAUGAAGAUAGUGACUCACCGCUCACCAGAUGGGAGAGUCCAGCACAAAACGCGAGUCCCGUAAGAGCGGGAUCAAGCACGUACAUGACCUGAAUCUGAUGGCAACCUCUCAUAUGCAGGAGCUUGGUAUACCGCAUCGUACGCUGGAGAAUGAUCGUAUAAGUUACUCGCCGUCGGACGAUCAUUAUCGGCGACCACCAUCCGACUUCCAGCAUCGCAUGCCUCCCUACGAGCUUGAACGACGAAUGAAGCCUCAGGAGCACCCCGC
Messenger RNA from Fimicolochytrium jonesii, 1438 nucleotides. RefSeq lists its product as uncharacterized. NCBI's taxonomy places the organism in Eukaryota, Fungi, Chytridiomycota, Chytridiomycetes, Spizellomycetales, Powellomycetaceae. Gene Ontology annotation, molecular function: DNA-binding transcription factor activity, RNA polymerase II-specific; zinc ion binding; RNA polymerase II transcription regulatory region sequence-specific DNA binding. The record is from RefSeq and is a predicted model, not a curated record. Gene Ontology annotation, biological process: cellular response to starvation; regulation of DNA-templated transcription. Gene Ontology annotation, cellular component: nucleus. Bases 253 to 1263 code for a protein of 336 amino acids. The transcript is spliced from 5 exons.